This is a messenger RNA of Olea europaea var. sylvestris, 1302 nucleotides long. RefSeq lists its product as uncharacterized. The record is from RefSeq and is a predicted model, not a curated record. The coding region runs from base 1 to 1302 and encodes 433 amino acids. Lineage: Eukaryota; Viridiplantae; Streptophyta; Magnoliopsida; Lamiales; Oleaceae. The transcript has 4 exons.
AUGGAAUUCCACGAUGAUGAUACGGUAAUCCCCCACUGUCUAGGUUAUUUCAACAAUGAUUCGGAUAAAGAAGACAUUACCUUCAAUUAUUCCGAUUAUAUUUAUAGCCCUGGGGAAGAAGACGACAUGCUCUUUGCGGGAAAUGUUUCCCAGAAUGUUGAACUCGAUGUGGGGAAUUUGUUGGAAAUAGCAGAUGAAUCUGACAAUUCUGAAUAUGCACCCUUAGAUGACAUUCGAAGCAUUCAUUCUGAUAGUGACGAAGUUGUUACAUACCCAGAAUUUGAAGGUGAUGUAGAUAUGGUGGAUCCCGUGCUUGAGGUAGAACUGAAGUUUAGGUCGAAAAAGGAGUUAAAGGUUGUGGUUAAAAACUUCAGCAUUGCCAAUAGGUUUGAGGUGCUCUUCUCGUAUAAUGAUAGACACAGAUUAGAAGGUCGUUGCAAAGAUAAAAAUUGGUUAGCCCUUACAUACAUUGAGACCUUUACUAUUGCGCCAAAGUGGGAUGUGAAAUUGUUUAAAACAACUGUUUUGAAAGAGCAUGGUGUAGAGAUUAGCGACGCAAAGGCGUGGAGGGCUAGAAGAUACGCUAAAGGGUUGCUUGGAGGAUCGCUAGUUGGGCAAUUUGGUUUGUUGGGUUCGUAUGCAGCUGAGGUUGGGAGAACAAACCCAGGAUCAACUGUUAUUCUAUCUUUAGACGAGCUUGUGUUUAAGGCGAUUUAUGUUUGCUUUGAUGCUUGCAAAAAGGGCUUCUUAGGUGGUUGUAGACCCGUUAUUUGCAUAGAUGGGUGCUUUUUGAAAGGUAAUUUUGGUGGUCAGUUACUUGCUGCGGUGUGUAUUGAUAGGAAUGAUUGUAUAUUCCCAAUUGCGAAUGCCAUUGUGGAAACUGAAAGUAAUGCUAGUUGGUUGUGGUUCUUGAAACUGUUGGGGGGAGAUUUGAUGCUCGAAAAUGCAUAUGGAGUCACAAUUAUGUCUGACAGACAAAAGGUGUUGGACAAUAUGGUGUUCGAGUUGUUUCCAAUGGCUGAGCAUCGAUUUUGUGUAAGGCAUAUGGAUUUGUUGUGGAGAGCAACUAAGUCCACUUAUUUGGCUGAGUUCACAGGUUGGAUGGACAAGAUUAAGGAGGAGAAGAAACCUGCCUGGGAGUGGUUAUGUGCUAAACCGGCUGAGCAAUGGUCUAAGUCCCACUUCAUGACGGCUUCCAAAUGUGAGAUUUUAUUAAACAAUCUCUGUGAAUGGUUUAACAACUACAUAAAGGAAGCGAGGGAGAAGGAUAUUUUGACUCUCCUUCAGUCAAUUCAAAACUAG